Molecule: messenger RNA, 483 nt
Organism: Setaria italica (foxtail millet)
Lineage: Eukaryota; Viridiplantae; Streptophyta; Magnoliopsida; Poales; Poaceae
Product: CASP-like protein 4A2
Exons: 1
Coding region: 1-483 (160 amino acids)
Source: RefSeq, a predicted model, not a curated record
AUGGGCCUUAAUAGGCUCGUCGUGCCCAUGCCGGCCUGCAGCACGGCUCCGGCUCCUCUUUUCCCCGCUGCCGCGGCAGUGGAGGGCCACGGUCCCGGUCAGGGAGGCGGCGGCGGAGGGCCAAGGGACCGGCUGGGGAGGCGGCGGUGGAGGGGCACGGCUCCUACCCCUCUUUUCCCACCGCCGCGGCCGUGGAGGGCCACGGUCCCGGCCCCUCUUUUCCCUACUGCCGCGGCCGUGGAGGGCCACGGUCCCGGCCGGAGAGGUGGCGGUGGAGGGCCAAGGGACCGGCCGGGGAGGCGGCGGCGGAGGCGCACGGCUCCGGCCCCUCUUUUCCCACCGCCGCGGUCGUGGAGGGCCACGGUCCUGGCCCCUCUUUUCCCACCGCCGCGGCCGUGGAGGGCCACGGUCCUGGCCGGGGAGGUGGUGGCGGAGGGGCUCAGCUCCGAUGGCAGGGGAAGGCACGGAGGCCGCGACGUGUGA